UUUACCACCACCAGAGACGCACUAACAACGACUGUCUGGGAGUCACUGCCAGUUCCAACACUAAACUGUUGCCUGCCUGCCUGACCUGACUCUUGUUUUUGACCGACCAGUUUCACACUAGUUGACUUCUUCUAAUAUUUUUCCUGAAGUUUUUAUUUUCUUCUUCUUUUUGGACAAGGACAAGCAUUCACCAUGCAGUCCUGUGCCAGGUGUGGGUUUGUGGUCUACCCAGCUGAGAAGAUCAACUGCAUUGAUCAGAACUGGCAUAAAGCAUGUUUUCACUGUGACGUCUGUAAGAUGGUGCUCACUGCCAAUAACUUUGUCAGCCAUAAGAAGAGGCCAUACUGCUCUGUACACAAUCCAAGGAACAACACAUUCACGAGUGUCUACGAGACCCCCGUCAACAUCAACGCGAAGAAGCAAAGCAAGGCGAGCAGUGAGCUGAAGUAUCGCGAAGAUGGCGAGCGCUUUAUGUCCACUUUCCACCAAGACAUGAGGUCCAUGGAGCUGGAGAAGGCUCGUCUAGCCAAUCAGAUGGCCAGCCAGGCCUUUAAGUCUCAGUCUGGGUUCUCACAGCAGCAGACUUUCUACUCAGGCAUGGUGACCAACCAGGAGAUAGUAACAGUGUCUCAGGCCCAGAAGACCAUCAGUGACGUGAAGUACACAGAGGAGUACGAGCAGUCAAAAGGAAAAGGCAGCUUCCCUGCCAUGAUCACACCAGGUUACCAGGCUGCAAAACAAGCCAAUACUUUGGCCAGUAAUCUGGAAUACAAAAAAGGACAUGAGGAGAGAGUUUCAAAGUACACCGCAUUCGUUGACCCUCCAGAGGUGCUUCUGGCCAAGAAACAAGGACAAAUUGUUAGCGAUUACACCUAUACAGAAGAAUAUGAGCAGCAGAGAGGUAAAGGGAGUUUUCCUGCACAUCUUACACCUGGAUACAAGAUGUCAAAGAAGGCCAGCGAGCAGGCCAGUGACAUAAAGUAUCGUCAGAUGUAUGAACAGGAGAUAAAGGGUAAAGCCAGCACUGAUGCAGCAAUGUCGGAAGCACUCCAUGCUAAAGAAAAUGCAGAGAACUUCAGCCAGAUUGCCUAUACUGAGGAGUAUGAGCAGCAACGAGGCAAAGGAAGUUUCCCCGCCAUGAUCACUCCUAGUUAUUAUCUUGCAAAGAAGGCUCAGGAAAACGCUAGUGAUCUAAAAUACAAGAAGGACUUAAGCAAGAUGAAGGGCACCUCACACUUCCAUAGCCUGACGUCCGAGGACAACCUGGCUUUAAAGAACGCCCGAAAGAUCAACAAGCUUGUCAGUGAGGUUGAGUAUAGGAAAGACUUGGAGAACAGCAAAGGUCACAGCAUUAAUUUCUGUGAGACGCCACAGUUUCAAAACGCUGCCAAAGCUGCCAAAUUUGCAAGUGAUAACAAGUACAAAGAGAAGUACACCAGCGAUAUGAAGGGCCACUAUGAAGACUCAGGCAUUGACAAGAAGACUAUGCAUGCUAUGAAAGCAAGGAAACUGGCUAGUGAUAUCUCUUACAAACAAGGCUGUGAACAGGAGCAGGGUGAAUACAACUACCCAGCCACCCUCACACCAGGCUACCAGAGCCAAAGGAAACUGGAUCCACUAAAGGAUAAGAACUACAGGCAACACAUUGAUCAGGUCAAGUAUCAUCCAGUGACAGAAACACCCGAGAUUGCUUUAGCAAAGAAAAACGCUCAGCUGGUCAGCAAUCUAAAUUACAAAGCAGACUAUGAAAAGACCAAACAUCAGUACACACUCUCCGAGGACCUGCCCCAGAUCAAAAAAGCCAAAGCCAACGCUGCCUUGUUUAGUGGCAUUAAAUAUAAGGAAGAGUGGGAGAAAACCAAGUCUAAAGCCUGUGACAUCGGCAUGGACGACCUGAGUGUCAAAGCAGCGAAGGCUUCCCGUGACCUCGCCAGUGAUAUUAAAUACAAGGAGACCUACAUGAAGGACAAAGAAAAGGCAGUGGGGUAUAACACGAGCGACUCCAAGACUCUGCACUCACUUCAAGUGGCCAAGAUGAGCAGUGAUAUUGAGUACAAGAAGGGCUCCAAGGAGGGACAGGCCCAAUUCAGCCUUCCUCACGACAUGAUCAACUUCAGCCAUGCCAAAAAGGCUCAGGCCCUCGCCAGUGACCUGGAAUACCGCACAAAGCUGCAUGAGUACACCGUCAUGCCUGAUGAUAUCAAGGUCCAGCAGGCCAAGAAGGCUUAUUCCCUGCAAAGCGAGAACCAGUACCGUUCAGACCUGAACUGGAUGAAAGGAGUGGGCUGGGAGACUGAAGGAUGUAUGAACGUCACCCAGGCCAAGAAAGCUGGAGAGCUGCUUAGCGAUACUAAAUACCGUCAGAAAGUAGACAGCAUCAGGUUCACCCAGGUGGCGGACGAUCUCUCCAUGAAACACGCCAAGAAGAGCCAGGAACUGCAGAGUGAUCUGGCAUACAAAGCAGACACAGAGCAGACCAUGCACCAGUACACCAUGACAAAAGACGAGCCCCUUUUCAGACAAGCAAAGGCUAACGCUGACCUUCUCAGUGAGAAAGUGUACAAGAGCAGCUGGGAGAAGCAGAGGGAUAAGGGCUUCGAGCUGCGUUUGGACUCUCUCUCUAUACUCACUGCUAAAGCCAAAAGAGACCUGGCCAGUGAUGUCAAAUACAAGCAGAACUAUGAGAAAAACAAAGGAAAGGUUAUUGGCAUUAAGUCAGUCAGUGAUGACUCUCAGAUGGCCCACUCUGCUCUGGCCACCAAACUACAGAGCAACCGCAACUACAAGAAGGAUUAUGAGGAUACUAAGAGCAAAUACAGUAUUUAUCUGGAUAUGCUGAACAUCAGCCAUGCCAAAAAGGCUCAAGACCUGGCAACCGAGACCAAUUACAGGACUUUCCUCCAUGAGUACACAACCGUGCCAACUGACAUUCAUGUUUCCUGGGCUAAGAAAGCCUAUGGCCUGCAGAGCGAUAAACAGUACAGGUCAGAUCUGAACUGGAUGAAGGGCGUCGGCUGGGAGGCCUCAAAAUCUCUGGACGUCCAGCAGGCGAAGAAAGCGGGGGACCUCGCAAGCGAGAAAAAAUAUCGACAGCAUGUGAGCGGUCUGAAGUUUACUAGUGUUGAAGACACUCCAGAGAUGGUCCAGGCCAAAGUCAGCAACAAACUGGCCGUUGACAGGUUGUACAGGGAGAAAGGUGAAAACAUGAAGCACAACUACACACUCAGUGGCGAGCUGCCUGAGAUGGUUCAGGCCAAGAUCAAUGCUGUGAACCUGAGCGAGAGCUGUUACAAGGAAUCUUGGAAGAAGUUACGUGAUGGCGGUUACAAGCUGCGUCUGGAUGCCAUUCCUUUCCAGUCUGCCAAAGCAUCCGGGGAGAUCCUCAGCGAUCAAAAGUACAAAGAAGAAUUUGAGAAGAGCAAAGGGAAGAUGAUCGGACUGAAGGGACUGCAGGAUGACCUGAACAUCGCUCACUCUGUCCAUGCCAACAAGCUACAGAGUGAUAUUAAGUACAAGCAGGACUCGGCGAAGCAGCUCUCAAAGUACAACCUCUCCAUGGACAUGAUGGAGGUCGCCCACGCUAAAAAGGCCCAGUCGCUGGUCAGUGAUCAGGACUACAAGCUCACCCUGCAUCAGUACACCUCGCUGCCUGAUGACAUGAAGGUGCAGGCGGCCAAGAGAGCAUACGCUCUGCAGAGCGAGAACGUAUAUCGCUCUGACCUGAACUACCUGCGCGGUGCAGCUUGGAUCGCCACAGGGGCUCUGCAGAUAGAAGGCUCCAAGAGGGCCACAGACCUCAUCAGUGAUAAAAAGUACCGUCAGCAGCCGUACAACUUCAAACACACCUCUGUGGCUGACUCUCCAGACAUCAUCCAUGCCAAACUCAGUGGACAGAUCACAAACGAGCGUUUGUACAAAGAGAAAGGGGUGAAUGACCAGCACAGUUACACCAUAACAUCUGAGAGACCAGAGAUUACACAAGCGAAGAUCAAUGCAGCCAACUUUAGUGAGAUCAAGUACAAAGAGUCCUGGCACACUCUGAGGGCUCAGGGCUACAAACUCACCAUGCAGGACAUACCCUUCCAGUCCGCCAAGAGCUCCACAGGCAUCGCCAGUGAUUACAACUACAAACACAAUCACCUGCUGGAAAAAGGGAAGCACAUUGGGGUCAAAAGCGUCUUGGAGGACCCGCGUCUCCUGCACUGCAUGCAGGCAGGCCGGCUGGCCAGCGACCAGGAGUACCGCAAGGAUGCCCUGACAGCCAGCGGGCAGUACCACCUCACCCCAGACAUGAUUCACCUGGUGACGGCUAAGAACGCCCAGGCCCUCGCCAGCGAGCAGGACUACAGGAAGAAACUGCACGAGUACACAGUGCUUCCCGACGACAUGAAGGUCAAAUGGGCCAAAACGGCUUACAACCUGCAGAGUGAGAAACUCUACAAGUCAGAUCUGAACUUCAUGAAAGGAGUGGCCUGGGAUGGUGUGGGUGCACCUCAGCUGGAGUCUGCUAAGAAGGCUGGAGAACUUAUAAGUGAUAAGAAGUAUCGUCAGCUGCCAGACAGCCUGAGGUUCACCUCAGUGACUGACUCUCCUGAUAUUGUCCACGCUAAGACGAGCUAUCAACAGUGCAGUGAGAGAUUGUACAAAUCUGGGAAGAAUGAUGACAUGCAUAAGUACACUUUACACUCAGAUGAUCCAGACUUUGUCAGAGCCAAGGUUAACGCCCAGCAGAUUAGCGAUAAAGUUUAUAAGUCGUCUGGGGAACAAGUGAAGACGUUUGGCUAUGACCUCAGGCUGGACGCUAUUCCCUUCCAAACUGCUAAGGCAUCCAGGGAAAUUGCCAGUGAUUUACGCUACAAGGAGUCCCAUUUGAAGGAGAAGGGCCAGCAGGUGGGGCUGCGCUGCGUGGAGGAUGACCCUAAGAUGGUGCACUCUCUGGCAGCCAGCAAACUCCAGAGCAACCUGGAGUAUAAACGUCAAUCCAAGGAGGACCGGGCUCACUACAAAAUCCAUGCUGACCAGCCAGAGUUCCUGCAGGCCAAAAAGAGCCAGGCUCAGGCUAGUGACCUCACCUACCGCCACAAGCUCCACGACUACACCUGUGACCCCGAGCAGCUCAAUGUCAAGCAUGCCAAACAGGCCUACAAGCUGCAGAGUGAUGUGAACUACAAGUCAGACCUGAACUGGAUCAAAGGAGUGGGCUGGACCCCUCCUGGCUCCCACAAGGCCCAGCUUGCUCGUCGGGCUGCAGAGCUUGGGCUGGCUGAGGGAGUCAGCACUGAUGAGGCUAUUGCAAACUAUCAGUACAUGAUGAUGAUGCACCGCCAGCAACAGAUGGAGGAGCAGCAGCAGCUGCUGGAGCAACAGCAGGCUUCAGAGCAGGUGGAGACCAGCGAGGAGAUUCACCACGGCGGCGUCAACAUGGACGCCAUGGAGGUCCUUCACGUCAAGAGGAAGAAGACCAUCCAGACGGUCCAGAAAAAGUCAACCACAACCUCGUUCAAAUCCAUGGAGAAGAAGUCCAGCACCACCUCCUCCACCUCCUCAUCAGCCGCCAUCCAGAACACAGUCAAGACGUCGAUGUCUAGUAAAGCCGCUGCGAUAGAAGACGCGUAGAUCGGAGAGGAGUUUUUAUAGACGAUAGUGUUUAGAGAACAUUAAAGAGGGCCACUUUCAGAAAGGGUGGAUUACUUUUACAGGUGGUGUAUGUGGUGUCUGAUUUGAAAUGACUCUGUAGUUACACGAGAUGCCACACCAAUGUACUGUAGGUGCAACAGAGGGGAUUAAGCAUGUUGAAUCAGGAUGGGACUUGUCAAGUUAGUUAAAAGGGUUGUCAUUGUAUGUAGUGAGCAAAAAAGAAUUCAGAAAGAAACUUCAACUUUAGGUUGAAUGCAAGGUAUUUAUGACAUUUUGUCGACACUUCUAAAUGGGUUAAAUUGCCUCUAAAGGACCGUGUUCAACACCAGCUCGUGCAAAAACAUCAAGGACACCAAUACCGAAUUCAGGUCGUUUGAGGAUAAAACUGAUACUGUAUGAAAUAUCAAAUGGAAAGUUUGCAUUUUGAUUUUGUAUAUUGAGUGUGUUUAGAAAAUAUGAAGCUGGACCAGAGAUUGAUAUAUGGUCAGCACAGCAGGGAAUAUUUUUCAUCAUUUAUUUAUUUUUUAUCUUUAGAGAAGAACACGUGCGACAAGUUGAGCGACGCAAAAUCUCGUUGCAGCCCUGCAAAACAUGCGGUUUUUCUUACGGGGUCUGCUAAACCCAGUGCACUUUGAGCUAGGCUCAGUGAGAAAGAAGUCUAGGCCUACUGAAAUGAUGUGUGAUCUACAUUUUUGUCUGGCAGGUUCAGCUUCGUGAGUUUGUAACAGUGCCCUUUUUAACUCAAAGCUGGGCUGGGAGUAAAUGCUUGGUUUUAUUGCUGAUAAAAUAAACUGUUUUUUUCCAAGGCAAA
Larimichthys crocea (large yellow croaker) is the source of this 6448-nucleotide messenger RNA. It is a transcript of the gene nrap, whose product is annotated as nebulin-related anchoring protein. Gene Ontology annotation, biological process: cardiac muscle thin filament assembly. The record is from RefSeq and is a predicted model, not a curated record. Gene Ontology annotation, molecular function: actin filament binding. Gene Ontology annotation, cellular component: Z disc. NCBI's taxonomy places the organism in Eukaryota, Metazoa, Chordata, Actinopteri, Sciaenidae. The transcript has 43 exons. The coding region runs from base 193 to 5616 and encodes 1807 amino acids.